This is a messenger RNA of Vigna angularis (adzuki bean), 606 nucleotides long. RefSeq lists its product as uncharacterized. NCBI's taxonomy places the organism in Eukaryota, Viridiplantae, Streptophyta, Magnoliopsida, Fabales, Fabaceae. The record is from RefSeq and is a predicted model, not a curated record. The transcript has a single exon. The coding region runs from base 1 to 606 and encodes 201 amino acids.
AUGGAAAAUCAGAAGAGUGGGAGCAAGCUUACCAGAACCCACUCAUCGCUCCUUAGUUGUUCUUCUCCUGCAAUCCGAUCCUCCAUCCACAGCCUCUCUUCCAUCGUCACCAAAGAGGAACACGAAUUGCAGGAACAGGAAAAGCUACUCCUCGAUGUUGACGACGACAAGAACAACAAGCCCAAGAAACCCCAAGCCCGAACGCGUCCUCGAGCCCAAGCCCACAGGUCAUCCGCCUAUUCCGCCCUUGCGGUCUUUUUCCUCGGCGCGUGUUCGCUCUUGUUCUACUUCUUCUACCUCGAGGUGUCCUCCUCGGAGAACGUUUUACUGGCGCUGAUUUUCGUGGCCGUGGCGCUCUACUUUGUGUCCAAGAACAAGGGUCUGAUUCAGAGAUCCUUUUCCGCGGCGAAGCAUUCGUGGGAGGAGAAUGUGAAGCGGUUGGGGUUUUCGAAGGCGGUGGCUCUAAACCCUAACCCCAAAAAGAACACACGAAAUUAUCCAAAUCAGAAACCCCAAUCACAAAAUCGCAACUUCAAAAGCCAUUCCUUCAACGCUGGAAAACGAAAGUUGGUUAGCAUUAUUCCAUCAACGCAUCGCUGCCGGUGA